AUGUCGAACAACAAGGCCUCCGAACUGCCCACCAUCAACCCUGGCGCUGCCAAACCCGCUUCGACUCUGCAUCCCUCCGUCUAUAUCGCCUCGUGGAUUGCCCUGAGCUCUGGUGUUAUCAUCUUCAACAAGUGGAUUUUGCACACUGCUGGAUUCACUCUAUUCUUGACGACAUGGCACCUAUUCUUCGCGACCGUCAUGACCCAGCUCAUGGCCCGUUUCACCACAAUGCUCGACUCCCGGCAUAAGGUUCCGAUGACACAGAGCGUCUAUAUGCGCGCGAUCGUACCCAUUGGUGUCUUUUUCAGUUUGAGUUUGAUUUUCGGCAAUCUGGUUUAUCUGCAUUUGAGUGUUUCUUUCAUUCAGAUGUUGAAGGCUACCAACUCCGUCGCAACCCUUCUCGCGACCUGGGCCCUCGGCGUUGCGCCUGUCCGCCUCGAAACGCUAGGAAAUGUCUCGAUCAUUGUAGUCGGUGUGGUCAUUGCUUCGAUUGGCGAGAUCAAGUUCAGUCUCAUUGGGUUUAUCUACCAGGUUUGCGCUACCGUUUUUGAGUCUGUCCGCCUCGUCAUGGUGCAACGAUUGCUCAGUUCAGCAGAAUUUAAGAUGGAUCCACUCGUUUCGCUUUACUACUUUGCGCCUGCUUGUAUGGUCAUGAACGGUCUUGCUACUCUCGUCUUUGAGAUUCCACACAUGAGCAAGUACGACGUCUACAGCGUUGGACUGGGCAAUUUGCUGGCGAAUGCUAGUGUUGCUUUUGCUUUGAAUGUCUCCGUUGUUUUCCUGAUCGGAAAAACUUCGGCCCUCGUUCUGACUCUAUCCGGUGUUCUGAAGGACAUUCUCCUUGUCGUUGCAUCUAUGGUUAUUUUCCAUGAUCCAGUCACACUGAUUCAAGCCCUCGGCUACGGAAUAGCACUCAUGGGUCUUGUCUAUUACCGACUUGGUGCUGAGGGUAUCUCCAAUCUCAUGUCCGGACUGCGCCAUCAAAAAGCCAGUGGCUCGCUUGGUGGAAAGUCAAUGCCUCCUGAAGACAUCGACAUCACUCUCCGCAAGACCCUUGAUGCCCUGCUGGAGAAGCAUCCGGCGCACAAACCCCUGUUCGACGAGCAGACAAAACAGCGAUGCAUACUCGGCUGGCACUCGAUGCCCGCCUGGCCGGAUGUGCCGCUGGCAAUCGAACAGCUGAAGACUGCAGGGUAUGAGGUGUUUGUUCAUGCAAAGGGCACGACGCGGCUGCAGCUCGAUCUUUGCAGAUCGGCAGGUCUCGCCUUCGACAUGCUGUUUUCUAGCGAGUUGCUCGGCGUGUAUAAUCCUGCUCUAGAAAACUAUCUUAGAGUAUUGCAAAUGGUCAAGUUAAGACCGGAAGAGUGUGUCACGGUGACUGCGCAUGCGUAUGAUAUUCAGGGAGCGAUGUCAGCCGGGAUGAAGACGGUGUAUAUUCAUAGGUGGACUGAUGAUAUUAAUGAGGAUAUGGAGCUGGCCAAGAAAGAACAUGACUUUUUCCUGGCAGGCAUGAGCAAUCUUGCCGCGGUUAUUGGGGGGUUGGGAAAUAAUGAACCCGCAGAUGUUUAG
Molecule: messenger RNA, 1569 nt
Organism: Talaromyces atroroseus
Lineage: Eukaryota; Fungi; Ascomycota; Eurotiomycetes; Eurotiales; Trichocomaceae
Exons: 10
Coding region: 1-1569 (522 amino acids)
Cellular component (GO): Golgi apparatus; endosome; trans-Golgi network
Molecular function (GO): antiporter activity
Source: RefSeq, a predicted model, not a curated record